AUGCCAGUCAAAUACUUAAAAACGCUGGACAAGGGCGUACAUAAUAGAAACACUAAAGUUCUGAAGCGAUACGAGGCUAGCUGUAGGGGUUUCGAAAAGGAUUAUCAAACAGCCAUGCGAGGCCAUAGAGCAAUUCUUGCCGACGAUCUUCAGUUCGCAUAUUAUCUUCUCAAACAAAUGGAAAAAUAUGAAGAUGAGAAGCUUACCAAAAGAAACGUAGUGGUCCGAUGUACAUACAAAGUACCUUCCCUAAAACUUGACACGAAGCGCCCAAAUUCAAAUUUGGAAUCAAUCUGUCCACAGACAGACAGGCCUUCUGGGUGUGUUGGACAGCGAAAGGACAUUCCUUUCGUGCGUCCACUAACGGCCCCAGCGGGUAGAUCUUUGACAACCACAGAUAAGAAGAAUGUCAUUCGUAAGCACAACCGAUUUAGAAAUAAGAACAGUAAGAAAAAGGACGGGAAACCUAUUCGAUCCCGAUCAGCUCCAGUGACCGCCCAUCAGGAGGACAGCAAUGAGGAGGGUGAGCAGGUACCUCCCACACCCAUAGCAAGAUUCACACGUACGUACGAGUAUAACCGAAAAGUACUACUCUGUCGCAGUCGACAGGAGGAACGUCGCAUGGAGAGGAUAAGGGAGGCAGAGGAGGAAUACGAAAACCAAAGCAACUACAGUGACGACAAGGAGGAGGAAGAUGACAAUUACUUUGAUGUAGAAGAAGCAAGCCACGAGACAAGGAAACACGAUUACUGGAUGUGGAAAAUUGAUGUUCUCUUUGAAAAAUGGCGACGGAACGACAGGCAAUUAGAGGACGAUGACAUCUACAGUUUGUACGAAGAGGAUUUAGAUGAGGAAAUAUUCGAUGAUAAUCAAGUGCAAUCCUAUACAAAACCAGGAAUGAGACAGGUGAACACUUUAGGGCGUACCAAACUAGUAAAAUUUACCAGGAACAAAGUCCUGAAGUACCGCUGGGCCUUUGCUGGAGAAGGUUUCAACAAAAGUGCCGAGGACAACCGCAAGAUUAGACGCAAAUUUAUCACUGCCGAGCUUAGUCACCGGGAAAGACAGAAGAUACGGGAAGAGGCAGAGACAAAAUGUCGGAGGGUGAAAAAAAUGGUUCAAGAAAGUGACUACCUUCGCAACGAGGUCUACUUAAUGGCGCCAUUUUACAAAACGAAACAAGCACUCAUCGCCAAGGUAGCUGCAAAACAGCCAGCUUUGUUUCAGUGA
Messenger RNA from Ylistrum balloti, 1230 nucleotides. RefSeq lists its product as uncharacterized. Bases 1 to 1230 code for a protein of 409 amino acids. The transcript has a single exon. The record is from RefSeq and is a predicted model, not a curated record. NCBI's taxonomy places the organism in Eukaryota, Metazoa, Mollusca, Bivalvia, Pectinida, Pectinidae.